AUGGGCGAAAUAACUGUCGAAAUUGUCGACGAACGUUUCAAUAGAAACCCUUACAUCUUCCCGUGUAAGCGAGAAGAUGACAUCUAUCCCAUCUGGGGCCAGGUCUGCCGUGAGAUUCUCGCGAGAAUAGAUUUGACGGACAUACACUCCGUGGGCUGCCACCGUGUUGGCAAUGCAGAAGUACCCGACUCGUGCGUUCCCAGCAUCCUAGUGGCAGUCUCGUCAAAAAGCAACCGCAAUUGGAACGCCGUUCGAGAUGAGAUCGUGGGUAUUUUGAUGGAGGCUCAAGUGCACACUGUCGGCGUCAUCAUCCAAAGAGACGUGGCUCUGGUCCAUGCGGGAGACCGGGUUUCCCACAGCCUACUGCCGGAAGGUUGGUACACUGGGGGGGUUAUUGAACUCAAGAACCCAUCGACAGGAGAGUGGGUAGAGUUCGCCCUCACCUGCUACCAUUGCACGAUACCAAACGACAAGGAACUCGCGCGUUAUAGCGAGGAGGGUGUCCAAGUAUUUUCGGACUGGAACCGACAAGGCGUGCGCAUCAACGACGAGAACGCCUCUCGACUCCUAAUCAUGGACUCUCCAACCCAACGAGACAUGAGGGGAUUUCCAGUCUGGAGAAGCUUGUCUCAGACAUGCAAAACACAGGAAGUUAGCCGUGCAAUUGAGGAGGGCGAAUUUGUGAUUCCCCCGACAAUGGCCUUAUGGAAUAUGGAAAAAUAA
Aspergillus puulaauensis is the source of this 723-nucleotide messenger RNA. RefSeq lists its product as uncharacterized. Lineage: Eukaryota; Fungi; Ascomycota; Eurotiomycetes; Eurotiales; Aspergillaceae. The coding region runs from base 1 to 723 and encodes 240 amino acids. The record is from RefSeq and is a predicted model, not a curated record. The transcript has 4 exons.